UGUAUGUGCAGUUUGUCCCUGAAACAUAAUGCUCUUUAAGACCAUGAGAUUUUACAGCAGGCGGCAUCUGCUGUGCGCCCCUGGUUUGUGAAUUCUGCGAUAAGAAUGGGUUUAGGCUGUGUUCAUACAAACGCUAAUCUGGCAUAGGAGUAGAGCACGUUGCUUUAGCUCUCCAUCUGAUGUGAUGUGAUGGGGAUUUUAAAUCAGCAUAAUCUCACUUAGUACUGUGCGGAAAAGUGGAUUUACAUGUGCAAAUCAGUGGAAAUAAUACAGCGUGCCGCAAAAUGAAGACAGCUAUGCGUCAUGGGGUAGCAGUGUUUUUAGCCAUAACCAUGUGCACCAGUUUGUUCUUCGUGUACAACGCCAGCUUCAGCAACAGCAACACUUCAAGAGGUUCGACCGAUGCGUCGAGCCGAAAGAGUGAGCUGUCUCCUAGUAUACCUGCCAAGGCGCACAAAUCUCCCCCCUCAGCCUUGCAAGGAUACAACAGCAUCAUUGACCACAAGCCUCUGAAGAUGCACUGCAACAGCUGCGCUCUGGUCACCAGCUCGGGCCACCUGACAGGCGGCGGUCGCGGCAAGGAGAUUGACCAGGCCGAGUGCGUCAUACGCAUGAAUGACGCGCCCGCAGGCCGUGGCUAUGGGCGCGACGUGGGCCGGCGCACCAGCUUGCGCGUGGUGGCCCACUCCAGCAUGCAGCGGGUGCUCCGCGGUCGCCACGAGCUGCUCAACGCCAGCCAAGACACCGUCUUCAUCUUCUGGGGCCCCAGCAACUACAUGCGCCGCGACGGCAAGGGCCUGGUCUACAACAACCUGCGGCUCAUGAACCAGGUGCUGCCCAAGCUCAAGGUCUACAUCAUUACCUGGCAGAAGAUGCUGCAGUUCGACGAGCUGUUCAAGAAGGAGACGGGCAAAGACAGGCGGAUUUCCAACUCGUGGCUGAGCACAGGCUGGUUCACUAUGACCAUAGCUUUGGAGCUGUGUGACAGAAUCAAUGUCUAUGGCAUGGUGCCUCCAGACUUCUGCAGAGAAGCUGAGCAUUCCUCUGUACCCUACCACUACUACGAGCCCUUAGGGCCAGACGAGUGUGCCAUGUACAUCUCCCACGAGCGAGGCCGCCGCGGCAGCCACCACCGCUUCAUCACCGAAAAGCGCGUCUUCGCCAAGUGGGCUCGGACAUUCGACAUCCAUUUCUACCAGCCCGACUGGAGUCCGCCGCCCCUGCCCAAAAACCUGACCGCCCCCGGCACGCCCCCCGCUGCCACCAUCCCGUCUGGAGCUCAGAAGACGUGACCUGCAGAGUGCCUAUCGACCCCUUUUCUGACAGACUUGGAGGAGUCAAGCCUCAUGGACAGGUCAUUGCAGACAAAUGGGAGGGAAACUGUUCAUCCAUUGUCUGUCUGUCUGUCUACCUGCAGCAAAACCAUCUCCCAUUGCUUUGUCUCGGUUUGAAUGCAUAGAACUGGGCAAAUGUGUCAAGGCUGGUUUGGAGCUCCCAGGAUUCUCAUCCUUGCCUGGGGCAUGCUGUGUACGGGCAGCGUCCUCUGUUCUGUGUUUUGUACCGAACUACGUGUCAUCCCAUUGCUUGAGGGCAGGAGGUUCAUUGCACAACCUGUGUGCCUGUGGUUUGGCCACAAAGAGGUCAUGAGGAGAGCAGCCUACCCCUCCUGAAGCACAAAUGUAGGAAUCGGAAACACAAAGGUCCAACCUUUGUGUUUGCUGCUUUGUGUUUUUUCACACCUCGCAGCAUGGGGCGGGGCGGGCGGAGAGAGAGUACCAUUCGGGAAGGAGAAAGGGUCCGGGCUGCUCUACAGGCAACUCUGUCAACACAGGUUAGGGGAGAGUGUGUGUAUAAACACACAGGACAAAUGCCAACGCUAAAAAGGUUUACUCUGGGUCUCCUCUGUAAUCCCCUGAAACAACAUGACAUUAACUCCAGAGUUCGGGAAACGUUGCACUCGCAUGUCUGUGUGUUUAGGAUUAAGUGAGGAUUUCUGUAUGUGAUUCAUGUUGUCUGGAGAAAAGCCUUACAUGUUCAGUGCUUUUCUUGAAAAAGAAAUGUGUAUCUUCUAAUUAGCAUUAUUCCCAAACGAGUGACACCAUUAGUUCUGUUAUGGGAAUAAUUGUAUUGUUAAAUUAUCUUUACCACAAUGUGAUAUUCAUGAGAACAAACACUAUUCGUUUUCUGUUUGCUUACCAAUAUUUUCAGGAUUGCACACACUUUUUUUUUUUUGUAGUACUGUGAAUAUUAUCUGCAAAAAACAAGUGGCAGUGAACACUUAAUCAUUUGAUUAAGAUCUAAUGUUACAGUCCCACAAGAGGUGGUUUUGUUAUAAGCCUGUGUCCUCACCAUGGGCUACAGACCGAAGUGCAAAUGUUCUAACUAAAGGUUCGAAGGAGCUUUAUCUUAUUUAACACAUUCCCAAUGCAGCUGAGAUGUGUUCGAUGUAAAAUAGCCUACAUCCCGCUUGUUCUGUUGGAAUAAAAACUUAAUCUUU
Molecule: messenger RNA, 2497 nt
Organism: Clupea harengus (Atlantic herring)
Lineage: Eukaryota; Metazoa; Chordata; Actinopteri; Clupeiformes; Clupeidae
Gene: st6galnac5a
Product: ST6 (alpha-N-acetyl-neuraminyl-2,3-beta-galactosyl-1,3)-N-acetylgalactosaminide alpha-2,6-sialyltransferase 5a
Biological process (GO): oligosaccharide metabolic process; ganglioside biosynthetic process
Molecular function (GO): alpha-N-acetylgalactosaminide alpha-2,6-sialyltransferase activity
Source: RefSeq, a predicted model, not a curated record